AUGGCCCUCACGCUCAAGUCAGCGGCGCUGUCUCUCGUGCGACGCCGCCUGGUCAUCCGCCGCUGCCUGCCGCUGCUAUGCCUCGUGCCUCUCGCGGUGCUGACGCUGCGAAUCUUCUCGGCAAAUCCAGAACGAAGACAAGAAAUCCCGAAUGCUCGUUUUUUGGAAGAGCUAAAAUCUUUCACUGAUAGCCCGGUAAAGCAGGAGAUUACGAUGGCGAAUGCCGCCAACGACGCGAAAGCCGACCUGGACGCCGUCUGCUCUUCGCUCAGCAAGCAAAAAGAUCUCGUCGAGUGUCCACCCCACAUUGGCACCGACGCACAAGACUGCAGGCGCCGUGGUUGCUGCUGGAUUGCCAGAGCAGGGCAACAGGCAGGGUGCUUCAUGCCACCGUCGUACCUUCGGUACGUGGUGUUCGAUAGUGACGUCACAAGCACCUCUUCCAGGCUGUCGUUGAACCGCUCGGAUAGGCCGGUGCCAGGCGAGUCGGCCACUGUCACCGUGGACAUCACCAGGGUCACGUACGACACGAUCCGAAUACGCAUCAGGGACAGAAGUCGGCGUGAGUUCGUGCCUCCGGUGCCCGUGAUCGAAGAGGAAUACGUGGACCUUUCGCUGCCGUGUGGUUACACGGCAAGGCUUAGCGACAAGAACAUCCUUAGCAUCGUAGCCAAGGAGACCCGCAGAGCUCUGGUGGAGUUCGACCUCCCGCACCUGUACUACACAGAGCGGGACAAGUACGUGACGCUCCGACCCAAGGCCCGGUACGCCUACGGAAUCCGAAGCACCCCGUCAGCACGGCCGUUCCUCGAUUUGAGCGCGGAAUCGGCGAGACACCUCUUCUAUGCGGGCUCCGGCUCGGCAAAGAACCGAGCUGUCAAGGGGACGUACUUGGCCGACCACCCCUUCCUGCUUCUGGCAUCAGCCGCUGAAGGAACGGCACACGGAGUGUACCUACACAACGCAAACGAGAUCGGUGGGUGGCUGGAGUCUGGUCUUGUAUAGCGAAACAAAUGUCUUCGCGCGACGUGCUGGGCGGUGUAUUAAUGCGAAAGCGUUAAGGGUCCCGUGUAGCAAGAAACCUGG
Molecule: messenger RNA, 1086 nt
Organism: Dermacentor andersoni
Lineage: Eukaryota; Metazoa; Arthropoda; Arachnida; Ixodida; Ixodidae
Source: RefSeq, a predicted model, not a curated record